Molecule: messenger RNA, 1059 nt
Organism: Menidia menidia (Atlantic silverside)
Lineage: Eukaryota; Metazoa; Chordata; Actinopteri; Atheriniformes; Atherinopsidae
Source: the annotation of a GenBank genome assembly
AUGGCGGCUGCUCUGAGAACACUCUAUGCCGGGCUCUUGGCUCUGUCCAGUGUGGCCUCGGUGUGUGGGAACCUUGUCCUCCUCCUGGUGCUCCUCCUCAACAAGGAGCUCCACUCUGACACGCUGGGCUUUACCCUGAGCUUCAGCCUCAGCGACCUGGCACUCGGACUCUCCACCAUCCCCUUUGGGGUCCACAACGCCUUGUCCUGGCCUGCGGCUUACUCCAGCCAGGUGGCCCUCUGUCAGGGCAGCGGUUUCAUCUUCCUCCUCCUGCAGACCUCUUCCAUCCAGUCACUAACUUGGGCAACGGUGGACAAGUUCACCGAGAUCUGCUUUGCUCUCAGUUACUGCCGCAUCUGGACGAAAAGGAGGAGCCAGUUGGCGCUGGUCCUGGUCUGGCUCUACAGCUUUGCGAACGCCUCCCUGCCACUGGUGGGCUUCGGCAGUUAUGUCUACAGUGAGUCACGGUUCCUCUGCUGCCCAGACAGCAGCUACUUUGUGGUGGGGUGGGUGAUGGUGAGCAUCGUGGCCCCCAUUCUCGUCGUGUGCUCUCUGUACGGAUACAUCGUUAAUGUUGCCAGGAAGCAGGCCAGAAGAGGAACAUUCAUGUGCAACGAGCAACACUGCUUCUAUGUUCCUGCCAACAAUUACCUGAGGAGCUCCGUGGUCAUGGUCACCACCUCAGUGUGUUUGCUGGUGUGCUGGCUGCCAUACAUAUCAGUGUGUCUAUAUGAGACAUUCAGCGGAGAGCGGAGUCCAGCUGUGACCUCGGCCCUCUCUACCUGGCUGGUUCUGACCAGCGCCGCCCUAAACCCCUGGAUUACCUGCAUGACGCAGACGAGUAACUUUGCCCGCCUGCCCCUCUGUGAGUCCAGCAGGUACAGAGCAGCGGUGCGUCGAGGUUUUGACCGGUUCAUUCAGAAGUGGUCAGGGACUUCACCGGAGCCACAUCGCCAGAGUUCUGUCUUCGAGCUGAGCACGGCCAAUCGACUCAGCACAACCACAACUAAAAUGGACGCGAGUCCCCCAUCGUCACCGAAAUCCCCAAUACCUGUGUGA